CUGAAUAUCAGCUAAUUGAAUUCAAUUGAUUGAUUUAACUCCCUGCACGCCAUGACAAUUGCCACAGAGUUGAAGUUAGCCUGCAACAUUUUGCUAGAAGUGGCAAAUCUCUCUGUGGUAGUGUUGUUGCCUUUCAGUUGGCCUCUAUUUUUUUUCAUAGUCAAGUUGACCCUGUUGAGAAGUGAACUAGUCACCAGGACUUUACUAGUGUACAGUUAACUAGUGACUGUAGGCAUAGGCUACCUACAAGCCCUACCCUAGCCCAAAGGUAAAAUGACAUCUGAAGUUUUAAUAUCAGUGAAAGAGGAGACAAAAGAAGAGGACUUUGAUGACUUUUUGUACUCUUACAUAACUGCAAAUCAAACAGUGGAUGAGAAGCCUGAAUUGGAAAAUGGCUUUAAAACUGAAAUAGACAGACCUUCAGCCAUUCCUGGUCCAGAUUUUCUUACAGCUAUGGAUAUCAAAACAGAAAAAGAUGGAGAGGAAGAACAAAUAAAAACUGAAAUGGGUAGGGCAUCAACAACCAUUCUGGACCCAGAUGUUCACGUUUCCAUGGACAAUAAAAAGAGAAGAUGGAAAAAAGGAAAAAGAGCAGGGCGGACAAAAAGAAGAAUUUCUACUGAGAGAGAGGAUUCCUCUUCUGCAUCAAGUGCUCUUCAAGGAAUACAGUCCAACACAAUGCAUAAUAUGGAGGAAAACACACACCAUCAAGAUAAGCCCAACGAUAAAAGGCACUAUCAGUGCGGUGUAUGCGGAAAGUCUUUCAAGACUCGGUCACAUCUCACCAGACACCAGACGACACACUCAAAGGAAAAGACGUUUCUGUGCUCUCUUUGUGGACAUGGCUUUGGCAGGAAAGAUGACCUCAAGAGACACCAGAUGAUUCAUUCAGGAGAAACGCCAUAUCAGUGCUCACAAUGCGGAAAGGGUUAUACUCACACAGGCCAUCUCAAAGCCCACCAGAUGAUCCAUUCGGGUGUAAAGCCAUUUCAGUGUUCACAUUGCGAAAAGAGUUUUACUCACUUGGGCAGACUCACAACCCACCAGGUGAUCCAUUCUGUUGAAAAGCCAUUUCUGUGUACUGACUGUGGAAAAACAUUUAGUUACGAGUGCACUUUAAAGAGACACCAGACAAUCCAUUCAGAUAUAAAGCCAUUUGUGUGCUCUCAAUGUGAAAAGACAUUUGGUACAAUAUCCCUUCUGAAAAAACACCAAAGGAUGCAUUCCAAACCAUUUCCGUGUUCUCAUUGUGCAAAGAACUUUGCUUCAAAUUCUCAUCUCAAGAGCCACAUGAUGGUCCAUACUAUUAUGGGCCAAGGGGAAAACCCAUAUGAGUGCUCUCUCUGCGGAAAGAGUUUUCGGCAGAUGAGCGAUCUCAAGGAGCACCAGAAGGCCCAUUUCGGCAAGUCAUAUGAGUGCUCUCUCUGUGGAAAGAGUUUUCGGCUGAUGAACAGUCUCAAGGAUCACCAGAUGGUCCAUUCUGGAGAAAAGCCAUUUCAAUGCUCACAAUGCGGAAAGAGUUUUAAUCUCAAAGGCAAUCUCAAGAAACACCAGGUAGUCCAUUCAGAUGAAAAGCCAUAUCAGUGCUCUCACUGUGGAAAGAGGUUUCGUCGAAUGGGCGGUCUAAAGGAACACCAGGACUCCCUGGCAGAAGAGACUGUAGUCUCAAUGGGAUAAUCCUGGCUAAAUAAAGGAUAAAUGAAAGUUAUUGUUAAUAA
Molecule: messenger RNA, 1718 nt
Organism: Engraulis encrasicolus (European anchovy)
Lineage: Eukaryota; Metazoa; Chordata; Actinopteri; Clupeiformes; Engraulidae
Product: zinc finger protein OZF-like
Exons: 3
Coding region: 274-1677 (467 amino acids)
Biological process (GO): regulation of transcription by RNA polymerase II
Cellular component (GO): nucleus
Molecular function (GO): sequence-specific DNA binding; DNA-binding transcription factor activity, RNA polymerase II-specific
Source: RefSeq, a predicted model, not a curated record